UGGAUGCUGGAACUUGUAGCUAGAUCUCAUCGCUUUCUGGUGUCGCGCCUUUCAACUAAGGGUAGUUUUCUAUUGCUCCACAGAGCUGUGGUCAGCCACUUAGCUGCUGGUAAGGUCAGCACGCUUUGAUCAGUAAUGAUUAUGAUAAUGAUAGUUUACUUUUAUAGAACGCUUACUGUGGGCGGGGCUCCGAUUAAAGCAUCUUUACUUAUUUCAUCUCAUUCCUAAGAGCCCACUAAGGGAAGUACAUUUGUUGUACUGAUAAGGAAUCUAGGGCUUAGAGAGGUGAAAGUAACACUGCCAGAGACUAGCUAAGAUACAGACCCAGACUCUCUGAAGCGAGAGCCCGCAAGGUUAUCUCCUUAACUGUAUAUUAGCUUUUCCACCAUGUUGCCGCCUUCAAGAAGCUUUUUGGCUUUCAUCCAGCAGAAGAACAUCACUCCUUCCUCUAACCUCCAUUUUAUGAUUUCUGGCCAUUUCCUGCUUUCUUAGUUCGUUUAUGGCCUCUCCAGGCGUGGAAGGUACAAAGAUACCUGGGCUGAGAGGAUUUCUGCGGCGGCGCGAUUCUCUGACGUUUCCCCUUAUAAUUGGCCGGGAGCUGCGGAUGCAAUUCUGAAGCCUAAGUGGCCGCCCGCGCCGCCUCGGAGGUGAAGUGUACUGCGCUGAUUGGCUGCGAGGCGCCGGCCGCGUGUGAUGUCCAGAGCAGCGAUUGGCUCUGACCCGCCGGGGGCUUCUCUCGCCGGGACUCAGGACUCCCGGGAAGUGGACUGGUAGAGGAGGGGGCCAGCUAGCUGUCGAUCUCGACCGAGUCGGAGACCCCGGCGUGAGGCGGCUUCUCAGGACCGGGUGGGCUGGCGAGCCGACGCGGCGGCGGAGGCUGUGAGGAGUGCCGGGGGGCAGGGGCUCGCUCAGAAAGACCAUGGCCCCGCAGAACCUGGGCACCUUCUGCCUGUUGCUGCUGUACCUCAUCGGGGCCGUGAUCGCCGGGCGAGAUUUCUAUAAGAUCUUGGGGGUGCCUCGCAGCGCCUCUAUAAAGGAUAUUAAAAAGGCCUACAGGAAACUAGCCCUGCAGCUUCAUCCCGACCGGAAUCCUGACGAUCCUCGAGCGCAGGAGAAAUUCCAGGAUCUGGGUGCUGCUUAUGAGGUUCUGUCAGAUAGUGAGAAACGGAAACAAUAUGAUACUUACGGUGAAGAGGGAUUAAAAGAUGGACAUCAGAGCUCCCAUGGAGACAUUUUUUCACACUUCUUUGGCGAUUUUGGUUUCAUGUUUGGAGGAACCCCUCGUCAGCAAGACAGAAAUAUUCCAAGAGGAAGUGAUAUUAUUGUAGAUCUGGAAGUCACUUUGGAAGAAGUGUAUGCAGGAAAUUUUGUAGAAGUGGUCAGAAACAAACCCGUGGCAAGGCAGGCGCCCGGCAAACGGAAGUGCAACUGCCGCCAGGAGAUGCGAACCACCCAGCUGGGCCCUGGGCGCUUCCAGAUGACCCAGGAGGUGGUCUGUGAUGAGUGCCCCAAUGUCAAACUAGUGAAUGAAGAACGAACUCUGGAGGUAGAAAUUGAACCUGGGGUGAGAGAUGGCAUGGAGUACCCCUUUAUUGGAGAAGGUGAGCCUCAUGUGGAUGGAGAGCCAGGAGACUUGCGGUUCCGAAUCAAAGUUGUCAAGCACCCAAUAUUUGAAAGGCGAGGUGAUGACUUAUACACAAACGUGACCAUCUCCCUCGUGGAAUCACUGGUGGGCUUCGACAUGGAUAUCACGCACUUGGAUGGUCACAAGGUACAUAUUUCCCGGGACAAGAUCACCAGACCGGGAGCCAAGCUGUGGAAAAAAGGGGAAGGGCUCCCCAACUUUGACAACAACAACAUCAAGGGCUCUUUGAUAAUCACUUUCGAUGUGGAUUUUCCAAAGGAACAGUUAACAGAGGAAGCAAGAGAAGGUAUCAAACAGCUACUGAAACAAGGGUCAGUGCAGAAAGUAUACAAUGGACUGCAAGGAUAUUAAGAGUGAAUAAAAUUGGACUUUGUUUCAAAUAAGUGCAUCGGCGAUAUUUAUUAUCUGCAGGGGUUUUUUGUGUGUGAUUUUUGUUUUUAUUCUCAAUAUACAAGUUUGGCUUAAAUUUUUUUUUUCUUCUAAUGAUCAUCAUGAAAUGAAUAAGAGGGCUUAAGAAUUUGUCCAUUUGUGUUGAGAAACGAAUGACCAGCAAAAGGUUUAAUAAUACCUCUCCCUUUGGGGAUUUAUGUCUGGUGCUGCCGCCUGAGUUUCAAGAAUUAAAGCUGCAAGAGGACUCCAGAUGCAAAAGACACAAUACAAAGGGUUGGAGUUAAUUGUUAGCUAUUUCAUUCGAAAUGCCAACUGGAGAAGUCUGUUUUUAAAUACAUUUUGUUGUUAAUUUUU
This is a messenger RNA of Phacochoerus africanus (Common warthog), 2389 nucleotides long. RefSeq names its product DnaJ heat shock protein family (Hsp40) member B11 (gene DNAJB11). The coding region runs from base 920 to 1996 and encodes 358 amino acids. Lineage: Eukaryota; Metazoa; Chordata; Mammalia; Artiodactyla; Suidae. The transcript has 11 exons. Gene Ontology annotation, biological process: protein maturation; protein folding. The record is from RefSeq and is a predicted model, not a curated record. Gene Ontology annotation, cellular component: endoplasmic reticulum. Gene Ontology annotation, molecular function: misfolded protein binding.